GAGGCUGGGUGGGCUGCGCCCCCAGCGAGUAGGGGUGAGCACACAGCGGGCACGCAGUUCAGAGCCCGGGCCAGGGUGUGGUCUCCCCCUCUCCAGGGGACCUUUCAGGCAGGGAGGACAGACCAUCCGUGGAAGUCAACCUCUGUCCCCUUGGGAGCAACACCGGAAGAAGCAGCUGCUUUGGGGCUUGUCCCUGUCCCCAGGGAGUCCUGAGCCUCCCUUGGUCCAGCCAGAGGCUAAGGGGCCUAAAGGGCGCUCUCCGAGGUGCACAGGGCUGAGGGCGGAGUGGGGGCUCCCCGCCUCCCUGCCUGCACCAGCAGAAGGCCCCCCAACGGCUUCCUGUUGUGGGCCUGGACCAAGUCCUCCUCAGCCUCCUCAGCCGCAGCCCUGCAGCCUCCUCCCCCACCAUGUGGCUGCUCUGGCCCCACCCUCUGACCCUCUGCGGCCUCCAAUCCUGAGGGCCUGGAGUAGGAUGGGGAAGCAGCUGGCCGGCCCACCCCCCCCCCACGCUGCACCCCUGCUGCAAGGGAUGCUGGCCCUGAGAAGAAGCCGCUUCCUCAGAGGAGCCAAGUGUUGUGAGUGCAGUGCCGCCCUUUCACACCAGUACUAUGAGAAGGAUGGGCAGCUCUUCUGCAAGAGAGACUACUGGGCCCGCUAUGGAGAGUCCUGCCACGGGUGCUCAGAGCACAUCACCAAGGGACUGGUCAUGGUGGCCGGGGAGCUGAAGUACCACCCCGAGUGCUUCAUCUGCCUCACGUGCGGGACCUUCAUCGGUGACGGGGACACCUACACGCUCGUGGAGCACUCCAAGCUGUACUGUGGGCACUGCUACUACCAGACCGUGGUGACCCCCGUCAUCGAGCAGAUUCUGCCCGACUCCCCCGGCUCCCGCCUGCCCCACACAGUUACCCUCGUAUCCAUCCCGGCCUCGGCUCAUGGCAGACGUGGCCUCUCCGUCUCCAUCGACCCCCCACACGGCCCGCCGGGCUGCAGCACGGAGCACUCCCACACCGUCCGGGUCCAGGGGGUGGACCCAGGCUGCAUGAGCCCAGACGUAAAGAAUUCCAUCCACGUCGGAGACCGGAUCCUGGAAAUCAAUGGCACGCCCAUCCGGAAUGUGCCUCUGGAUGAGAUUGACCUGCUGAUCCAGGAAACCAGCCGCCUGCUGCAGCUCACCCUCGAGCACGACCCCCACGACACACUGGGCCAUGGGCCGGGGCCUGAGCCCAGCCCCCUGAGCUCCCCAACUCCCACUCCCAGUGGGGAGGUGGGCAGCUCUACACGGCAGAAGCCUGUCCUGAGGAGCUACAGCAUCGACAGGUCUCCGGGAGCCGGCUCCCUGAGCUCCCCGGCCUCCCAGCGCAAGGACCUGGGGCGCUCCGAGUCCCUGCGCGUGGUCUGCCGGCCACACCGCAUCUUCCGGCCGUCGGACCUCAUCCACGGGGAGGUGCUGGGCAAGGGCUGCUUUGGCCAGGCCAUCAAGGUGACGCACCGGGAGACGGGCGAGGUGAUGGUAAUGAAGGAGCUGAUCCGGUUCGACGAAGAGACCCAGAGGACAUUCCUCAAGGAGGUGAAGGUCAUGAGAUGCCUGGAGCACCCCAACGUGCUCAAGUUCAUCGGGGUGCUCUAUAAGGACAAGAGGCUCAACUUCAUCACCGAGUACAUCAAGGGGGGCACCCUCCGGGGCAUCAUCAAGAGCAUGGACAGCCAGUACCCGUGGAGUCAGAGGGUGAGCUUUGCCAAGGACAUCGCUUCAGGGAUGGCCUACCUUCACUCCAUGAAUAUCAUCCACCGGGACCUCAACUCCCACAACUGCCUGGUCCGGGAGAACAAGAACGUGGUGGUGGCCGACUUCGGGCUGGCCCGGCUCAUGGUGGAAGAGAAGACACAGCCCGCGGACCUGCGAAGCCUCAAGAAGCCAGACCGCAAGAAGCGAUACACGGUGGUGGGUAACCCGUACUGGAUGGCGCCCGAGAUGAUCAACGGCCGCAGCUACGACGAGAAGGUGGACGUGUUUUCCUUUGGAAUCGUCCUGUGCGAGAUCAUUGGGCGGGUGAACGCGGACCCCGACUACCUGCCCCGCACCAUGGACUUCGGCCUCAAUGUGCGAGGCUUCCUGGACCGUUACUGCCCCCCGAACUGCCCGCCGAGCUUCUUCCCCAUCACCGUGCGCUGCUGCGAUCUGGACCCUGAGAAGAGGCCCUCCUUCGGGAAGCUGGAGCAGUGGCUGGAGACCCUCCGCAUGCACCUGGCCGGCCACCUGCCGCUGGGCCCGCAGCUGGAGCAACUGGACAAGGGCUUCUGGGAGACCUAUCGGCGUGGCGAGAGCGGCCUGCCCGCGCACCCCGAGGUCCCCGACUGAACCCGGCCCACCCAGCGUCCCCACCCCCACCGCCGGCACCACGCUCUUCUGCAGGUCCUGGCGGGGUGCGGAGCCCCCAGCUGGGUGGCAGGCCCCCAUACUCCUCCCUGGCGCCGGGCCCUGCCUUGCCUUCUCCUCCCCCGCGGGCCAGGGCCCGGGAGCCGGCCCGGCAGCGCACACACAGUCACCUCGCCCUGCCUUACCUCCGCCGCGGUGGGGCCGCCCCCUCUCGCUUCUCCUUGCAUGAGCCGGAGGGCCCGCGUGAGUCCCGCCCCAUCCUGCACCCUUCCGCGCCCCCCCCAGCCGUCCUGUGCACCCCCCACCCGCCUGCAGCGCCUCUGAGGCUGGACUGGUAGACGCCUCCCACCGCCUGGGUAGGCAGGGGAGGGCGCGGAGUGAGGGAGAGGCCACACUGCUGGGGUGCGUCGCCCCCGGGGGGGGGGGUGUCUCG
Molecule: messenger RNA, 2813 nt
Organism: Neogale vison (American mink)
Lineage: Eukaryota; Metazoa; Chordata; Mammalia; Carnivora; Mustelidae
Gene: LIMK1
Product: LIM domain kinase 1
Exons: 15
Coding region: 473-2362 (629 amino acids)
Biological process (GO): protein phosphorylation; positive regulation of stress fiber assembly; actin cytoskeleton organization
Cellular component (GO): neuron projection; cytoplasm; nucleus
Molecular function (GO): ATP binding; protein binding; protein serine/threonine kinase activity
Source: RefSeq, a predicted model, not a curated record